Molecule: messenger RNA, 2973 nt
Organism: Dracunculus medinensis (Guinea worm)
Lineage: Eukaryota; Metazoa; Nematoda; Chromadorea; Rhabditida; Dracunculidae
Source: the annotation of a GenBank genome assembly
CUAUAUUUUAGUACAUUCCAAGAGCAUCGACUUACGAUUAAAGAACUAGCUGAGCAAUUUCCCGAAUCAAAUAUUAACGUCGAUGAUCCACCAUCGAGCAAAGGCUUAUCAAAUGAUGAAGCAGAUCGACGAUUAUUGAGAGAUGGAUCAAACGUGUUAGCACCCCCAGCUGAGAUAAGCAAUGUUAAAUUAUUCCUUCGGCAGUUUCUCAAUCUGUUUUGGAUAUUACUUAUUGGUGCAGCUAUUCUCAGCCUUAUGACUUAUUUCUUAGAUACAAAAAUUGUUAUCAAUCUUUACACGGCGAUCGUUUUAAUUCUAAUCGUUCUUAUAAUGUGUGUUGUAACGUUCUUCGAGGAGAAGAAAGCAAUAAGUGUUGUAAAAGGAUUUACAAAUUUGCUUCCAACUAAAUGUUCCGCUAUUCGAGGUGGAGAACAAAUUGUUAUCAAUACAGAAAAUGUUGCAGUAGGCGACAUUGUCAUAAUUAAGAAUGGAUCCCGUGUACCAGCUGAUAUGAGAGUCUUGUGGUGUUCUGAUCUCAAACUUGAAGCAUCCUCGAUAACAGGGGAAGCCGAGCCGAUUGAAUAUAAUUAUGAACCGGUUGCUGAACAUAUUGAUGUUUUUGAUGCGAAUAAUGUUGCGUUCAAUGGUUCAUUCUGCGUAGAUGGCGAUGGUAUUGGUCUCGUAAUAAGAACUGGUGAAAGAACGAUAAUCGGUCAAAUAGCAUCUUUGACAACUACUCAAACAGAAACGAAAUCUUCGCUUGAAGUUGAGAUUAACCGAUUUGUUAAAUUUGUAUUCAUAUCGGCAUUAAUUAUGGGCUUUAUGGUUUUUUUAAUUGGUUGUAUAAUGACGAAGUUCGAAGAUAUUCUUGGUUUAUUUUCUUCCGGAUUUCUUGUGGUGAUUGUGGCUAAUGUUCCUCAAGGAUUACCUGCAACUGUGACAUCCGAAUUAACAAUAAUUGCUCGCCGCAUGGCUAAGAAGAAUGUUUUUAUGAAGAAACUUGGAGUUGUUGACGCAUUUGGAGCAGCAACUGUAAUCGCAUCUGAUAAAACUGGAACUCUUACAACUAAUGAUAUGGCCGUUACAGAUGCUUGGGCUGGUUUAAGAUAUAUCAACGGUGUUCCUGAAAUAAGACAUAGGACAUUGAAUUCUAUUCGAAAUCAACCUGGUGGAAUUGGUCUUGAGGUGUUUGAAAAACCUAUUCCCGACUUGAUCGCUGUGAUGACCUUGUGCAAUAAAGCUCAAAUUGAACUCAGAAACCAAUUAACUAUGCGUCCAAGAAUAAAUCCUUCACUUUCCACAAUGUGUGGCGGAUUGUCAGCCGAUCGAAAAAUAACUGGUACACCCUCAGAAGUUGCACUCCUACGUUAUGCUGAUAAAGUGGCAAAUAUAGUCUUUGAAAUUCCAUUCAAUUCUGUGCGCAAAUAUCAUUUGAUUAUAGUUCAAGAAGUUAAUGUUUCAAUCAAUCGAAAUGAUUACUGCAAGUUUAUACUAAUGAUUAAGGGAGCACCAGAAGUUUUAAUUACGAAAUGUUCGCAUAUUGCGCAUAACGAAGGUGAUACACUCAUCAAUGAGGAUUUGAAGAUGGAUUUUCAAGAUGCCUAUGAACAUUUUGGCAAUAACGGUCGUCGUGUUAUUGGAUUCGCUAAGAAAGAGUUUGAAACGAAAGCAGAUACUAAAUUUAUUGCUGAUGAACAAAACUUUCCAACUUCAAAUCUAAUAUUUAUUGGAAUGGUAGGAAUUAUGGAUCCUCCUAGACCCGACACCGCAAGUGCUAUUGCUCAAUGUAAGGAAUCCGGAAUUAAAGUUUUUAUGGUCACCGGUGAUCAUCCAUCCACAGCAACAGCGAUCGCAAAAGAAAUAGGUUUGGUUGGUGAAAAAGAAAAGGUGACCCUUAACAUAAUAAAUAUCAUCACUGGAUUUUAUAAAUAUCCAUCAUUUUCCAUUCUCUUAACUCAUAAUUAUAUCGUAUUUGCUAGGACAACUCCUGAGCAAAAACUAUUGAUUGUUGAAAAGUGUCAAGCAAGAGGUGAAAUAGUUUGUGUGACGGGUGAUGGUGUCAAUGAUGCUCCAGCCCUUAAAAAAGCAAAUAUUGGCGUUGCUAUGGGUGUCACAGGCAGCGAUGUGGCAAAGCAAGCAGCUGAUGUUGUUUUGAUGGAUGACAAUUUCGCAUCAAUAGUGAAAGGAAUUGAAGAAGGCCGUUUAUUAUUUGACAAUCUGAGAAAAACAAUCGCUUAUACGCUUACGCACACUAUUCCUGAAGUCGUCCCUAUAGUGCUUAAUUUCUUACUUGGAGUCCCUAUGGCUAUUACUUCAUUACAGAUUUUAAGCAUCGAUUUGGGUACCGAGAUCACACCUGCAAUUUCAUUAGCAUAUGAAAACGCAGAAAAAGAUAUCUUGAAUAAACCACCAAGAAAACAAAAUACUCGUCUUGUCAAUUUCACACUUUUGCUUUAUUCAUAUAUUCUAGCAGCGGGCAUAGUUAUUGGAUGGUCAACAGCAGCUUACCUUUACGUUUAUUCGUACCACGGUAUAUCUUUAUCAGAUUUGUUCUUUAGUGCUCAAAAAUAUUUCAAAUAUAAUGCAGUUGGUAAUUUCACUAGUAAUGGCAAUUUAUACGAUGAAGCAGAACAAGUGAAUAUAAGGAAUCAAGCAGCAUCUGCGUACUAUUUGACCUUGGUCAUGUCUCAGGCAUUCCAUAUCUGGAUGUGUAGUACUCGCCGAAUUUCAUUCUUUCAACAUGGAGUCAAUAAUACGGUGACCAUAUAUGCCGUAGUUAUCGAGGUAUUACUUAUCAUAAUUUUCAUAUAUACUCCUGGAAUUCAAUUUGUCAUGGGUUCGAGCCCACCACCAUAUAAGGCAUGGUAUUUCUGUAUUGGGUCAGGAAUAUGUCUGUGGGUAUUCAAUGAAAUGAGGAAGUACGGCAUAAGACAUUGGCCGAAACACAAUCUAGUGAGAUUAUUCAAAUGGUAG